GGACCUCAUCGACAUCUCGCUCUCCAACCUGCGCGGGCUCCGCACCAAGUGCGCCGCGUCCAACGACCUCACGCAGCAGGAGAUCCGCACGCUGGAGGUGAAGCUCAUCGACUACAUCCACCGGCAGCGGCAGUGCAAGCUGAGCGUGCCCCUGAGCGACAGGACGGCCGAGCUCAACAGCUACCCCCGCUUCCACGACUGGCUGGACAUCGUCAACGUGAGGAAGGAGGUCGUGCAGAGGAUACCAGAGGAGCUGACCUUGGAUGCCUUACUAGAAAUGAAUGAGUCAAAGGUGAAGGAAACAAUGAAGAGGUGUGGUGCCAGAGAUGAGGAGUGCUCCAGGCUCAACGGGGCACUGAGCUGCCUACGGAAGGUGACAGAAUCAGGUGGGGAGCUGAAGGACGACGUGCUGGUGACCCCGCCCGAGGCGCGCCGGGACAGCGGCUCCUGCCCGGACCCCGCGGCCCUGCCCGUGCCCAGGGCCAGCCCCCAGCCCCGCUGUGGGUCCGUGUCCACGGCCCCCCCCGCAGACCCUCUGCAGAGCCUCGGCCCCUCCGUGUACACAGAGAGCCUCCUGGAGCCCCCGGUGCCCCCGGCCCAGGGCAGGCUGGCACCCAGGACUCACAGCAUCACCAUCACCCCCCCGGCCACCCCGCAGGCCAAGCGGCGCCACAAGCUGAAGCCACCACGGACUCCUCCCCCCCCUUGCCGGAAGGUUUUCCAGCUGCUGCCCAACUUCCCGACCCUCACGAGGAGCAAGUCCCACGAAUCACAGCUGGGAAACAGGAUAGAUGAAGUUCCUCCAAUAAAGUUCGAGCUCUCCCAGGGAUCCCCUCAGACGGUACGAAGAGACUUUGGCCUGGCAGUGACACACAGGUUCUCUACAAAGUCCUGGCUGUCUCAGAUCUGCCAAGUCUGUCAGAAGAGCAUGAUGUUCGGGGUGAAGUGUAAGUACUGCAGAUUAAAAUGUCACAACAAAUGUACUAAAGAGGCACCUGCUUGUAGAAUAUCCUUCCUUCCCAUAGCAAAAAUAAGAAGAACAGAGUCUGUCCCCUCUGAUAUCAAUAAUCCAGUAGACAGACCCACAGAACCACAGUUUGGAACUCUCCCCAAAGCACUAACUAAAAAGGAGCAUCCACCAGCAAUAAACCACCUGGACUCCAGCAGUAAUCCUUCCUCUACAACCUCAUCUACUCCAUCUUCCCCAGCACCUUUCCAGUCUUCCAACCCUCCCAGUGCAACUCCUCCCCCCAACCCCUCUCCCAUGGGCCAGAGGGACGGGCGCUUUAACUUCCCAGCUGCCUACUACCUUCAGCAUAGACAACAGUUUAUCUUCCCAGAAAUUCCCAGUCCUGCACAAACAGCACAACCUCCAGAAACUGCUGCAGACACUACCACUGCCCAGCCAGGCCCGGGCGGAGCUGGACGGGAGGCAGAGGUGGAAGAACCAGAGGCAAAUAAAUCGGAGCCCGAGGAUGACGAGGACGAGGUGGAGGAUUUGCCGAACCGGCGGCCGCACCUGCAGGGGAUGAUCUACCGCAAACCCAGCCAGACCAGCGUGUACCUGCAGGAGUGGGACAUCCCCUUCGAGCAGGUCCAGCUGGGGGACCCCAUCGGCCAGGGCCGCUGGGGGAAGGUCUACAAGGGCAAGUGGCACGGGGAGGUGGCCAUCAGGCUGCUGGAGAUCGACGGCAACAACCAGGAUCAUCUCAAGCUCUUUAAAAAGGAGGUGAUGAACUACAGACAGACCCGGCACGAGAACGUGGUGCUGUUCAUGGGAGCCUGCAUGAACCCCCCUCACUUAGCAAUCAUCACCAGCUUCUGCAAAGGAAGGACACUGCACUCCUUUGUGAGGGACCCCAAGAUAUCCCUGGACAUUAACAAAACCAGGCAGAUAGCACAGGAGAUCAUCAAGGGCAUGGGGUAUCUCCACGCAAAGGGCAUCGUACAUAAGGACCUGAAAUCCAAGAAUGUUUUCUAUGACAAUGGCAAAGUUGUGAUCACCGACUUUGGAUUAUUUGGAAUUUCGGGUGUGGUUCAGGAAGGAAGGAGGGAGAAUGAACUGAAGCUGCCUCAUGACUGGUUGUGCUACCUGGCCCCCGAGAUCGUCCGUGAGAUGGCCCCAGGGAAAGAUGAAGACAAGCUGCCUUUCUCCAAAGCUGCAGAUAUCUAUGCCUUUGGGACGGUGUGGUACGAGCUGCAGGCCCGGGAGUGGCCGUUCAGGACCCAGCCUGCCCAGGCACUCAUCUGGCAGAUCGGCAGCGGCGAGGGCGUCAGGCAGCUCCUGGCAACCGUCAGUCUGGGCAAGGAGGUCAACGAAAUCCUCUCGGCGUGCUGGGCCUUCGACGUGAGCGAGCGGCCCAGCUUCACUGUCCUCAUGGAUAUGCUUGAAAAACUGCCAAAACUGAACCGCCGGCUCUCCCACCCGGGGCACUUCUGGAAGUCUGCUGACAUUAACAGUAGCAAAGUUGUCCUGCGUUUUGAAAGAUUUGGCUUGGGGAUCCUGGAGCCGAGUAACCCAAAGCUGUAGCCCGGUGUCCUUGUGACCUGUUUCUGCUCCCACACAGCACCAGAAACCCUCAGUGGCUCCUCCGUGCCGAGGCUGGUGCAGCCCCUCUGAAGACCAUCAGCUCAGCCCCGUGUCCUGCCUGAGCACCAGCAGUUAUUUAAACAAUGUUUACAUGAUACUUUUGUGUGAACUAUAUUUUUUUAAACAUAAUAAACAGUGAAUCAAGUUUAACUACAGCCAUUCUCAAAUAGCACUGAGAUAGAAGAAGAGUUUCUGGUUCCUCCUUGUGUCUGUGGUCAGUAGGAGCCAGGCUCUGCCUUGGGAGCUGUGGGUUCCCUGAGCUGGGGGACAGUUGCUGCAGAACAGCGACGUGGCUCCUACGAGGCACUGCCUCCCAGAGAGGGGUUUCCUUCAUGGAGGUAAAGCCCAGCCUGCUGCACUGGGACCUGCCCAAAGCAGGCACUGAGCCCCGAGGUCUGUUUGAGCAGGGCUGGUCCAGCUCUGGGUCACCCUGAACUCAGCACAGAUGUCCUGCUGCAGGAGUGCCUGCCAUGGGGGCUGGCUCAGUCAGUGACUCAAGUGCUCUUCUCCACAGAACUCACACUAAAACCUGCUCCUUCUCAUACAAUCCCAGAGGAAUUGAGACUUGCUGGCUUUUAAAAAUAAACCCCUGACAUGUCACAGCUCUGCACAGAGGGCAAAUUCUUCUUUUGAAAUUUAGGCACAAGUUCCAGUCCCCUAAAGUUGUGGCAUUUCUGGAAACAUAACACUGUCCAACAGCCUCGACCCUUCCAGCCCCAUCACUGUUGCAGCUGUAGAAGAAAACACAUUUUCCAGAGCUGCAGGGUGACAUGGGACCCCCAAAGAGAAUUGAAUCAGAUAAUGGGACUCACUUUCAGAAUCAUCUUAUAAGCUCUUGGACAAAGAAACAGGGCAUCAAGUGGAUCUAUCACAUCCCUGAUCACCCAAAGCCUCUGGGAAGAUUGAGAGGUAGAAUGGGCUGUUGAAGACUAUGUUAAGAGCAUUAGGUCAUGGGACAUGGAAGCAUUGGGAGGCAAAUUUAGCUGAAGCCUCUUGGCUGGUCAGCACCAGGGAAUCUGCCAACCACCCUGGUCCUGCCCAAACGAAACCCCUGCACACUGGGGGAGGAGAGGAGGUCCCCAUCCUACACACGGGGAAGUCAGUGUGGGUUUCUCCUCCCAUGGGGAAAGGCAAACCCAUCAUGGGAUUGUCUUUGCUCAGGGACCAGAGUGUACCUGGCAAGAGGGACAGGAAAAGGGAAAAGCUGGCCCUAAAAAUGCAUUGUCAGGCCUUGAUGCACCGAGCUUGUUAAGAGCUUCAGAGUCAUUGCACAUACACAGUGUUGCCACCACCUACCAUCAGUCCCAUUUAAACCUGCAAGCUCUUUGCGAAAAAUACAGGACUCCAGCAGUUGUUUUGGGUAAAAAACUUAAGAACAACAGAAAUCUUGCAACCAGGAAGGGUCUGGAGGCCCUGCCUCAGUCCAACAGCUCAGACUUGUUUCAAAGGUUUGUUUUAAGACCAAAAACACACACCCCCCCUUCAGUGCACAGUGUGGGGGUUAUGGAGCCAGCAGCCAGUGACCACAUUGAGGUGAUGGAUUCAUCAUCCUCUUGCCAAUUAACUGCAGUCUCUCUUACCAGAGGCUCCCUCGUGCUUCCCAUCCAUGUUCCUCAGCUUCUGCAGGAGGACCCCCAGUACCCCACAACCCUUGUCUGUUCUUGUCUGUGCAGCCCUGGUUUUGCUGAGACAGGUCCUUAGGGCUCCCUGGGACUCGCCAGGUUUCAUUUCUCCAACUGCUGCAGCUCAUUACACCCCCCAGGUCCCCUUCCCCACCAUCACAAGGAUUUCACCUGAAGCUUGAGGAGGGAAGCUCUAAAAUCCUGUGGGCAACCAAAGUGCCAGCCCUUGGUUCGGCUGCCUUGUGUGGGGAACUAAGUGGCACAAAACCUGAGUUCUGUUGAGCAGAGACCUUCACUCCUGUGUGUCAGCUGUAGCCUCUUCCAAGUGUUUAGACAGACUUUUGAAAUGUGUCUUGGACAUAAAAGAGAAAUGGGUUUGGCAUGGCCAGGUGUGGCCUGGCAGUCCUCUCUGCUCCCCUUCCUCUCCCCUGGUAAAGGCAAAUCAAGCCCCUCCUGGCACAGCAGGUUCACCUGCACCCUCGGGCUCCGCAGGACUCGCUACUGUUUGUUUUCUCUCAGUAAUUGUGUCAGCAGCUUUAAGCAGAAGUUGUUUUCCCACAAGUGCUGCUUAAAUUACAGCAGCACAGCACAAACCCAAAGCAGGGAGUGCUGCCUCUCGGCUGGAACCCCCCGUGGGCUUCCUCCAGCCUGUCCCUUUGCAGCCCCUGGGCUCAGUCCAUGUCGGGGACACCCGGGAUGCUCAGGUGGGAACUCAGCGUGUGCUCAGGUUCUGUCUCAGAGGCCAGGCUGGGGAAGCACAUCCAGCACUGGGUGUGCAGCCAGAUUGAAACAAAGAAUUAAAAAACCCAACAGACUGUCACCAUUUGUCCUUCCUGCAACUGCCCUCACAUGCAGUUCAAACCCUGGCUGUGGGGACCCUUCCUGCCCCUCUGUGCCCCAGGUCAGUGUGCUGGACACUGAGACGUGUCCCACCGAGCUGGGAACAUGCCCUGCUGCAGUCCUGGGCACGGGGGGUUGUUCAAAACCUGCCCCUAACAGAAUUUGGCAUUCUAAUCUGACCUGACCUGGGUGGUGUGUGGAACUCCCAUAAAUUGCCCUUCAACACCAAGCCCAGCCUCUGGUCCCAGUGCAGCCCAGAGGACAGACCAGUUCCUGUCUCUGGGGUUAUUUUUGUGUCAAUCAGUGGCACUGGGCUGAGCCACCACAGGGCCUGGGGGUCAGGGCUCUGCUGUCCCUCAGCAAACCAAGCCAGUCCCUGGGUUGUGUUCAUGUCACACGUCCUGUCCCCUCCCGCUGGAGCUGUGACAAUGCUGCUACAGGAGCCACAUGUCAGUAGUGAAUGUAAAUGGUCUGUAACAUGGUGAACAUGGACACGUUUUCUUUUCAAAUGUGAUGUAAACUUUGUACAGUACAAAUUUUUUUUUAUAUUUUCUAUGAACUGUCUUCCAGAAUUGCUAUUAAAUUAAUUACAAAUUGUUAGGAUUAACAACAGUUUCUGUAUUAGUUUAUGCAACCAGCAAAAGAAAAAAAAAGAAAAAAACCCUAAGAGUGCACUCUAUGCUACUGGAAUUCUGGAUAUGUAGGAAUCUUUUCAGUGAAUAAAUCUUUGCUCUGGAUAAAGUGA
Molecule: messenger RNA, 5797 nt
Organism: Manacus vitellinus (golden-collared manakin)
Lineage: Eukaryota; Metazoa; Chordata; Aves; Passeriformes; Pipridae
Gene: KSR1
Product: kinase suppressor of ras 1
Exons: 20
Coding region: 278-2530 (750 amino acids)
Biological process (GO): protein phosphorylation
Molecular function (GO): ATP binding; protein kinase activity
Source: RefSeq, a predicted model, not a curated record